AUGGGGGAAGAAACAAACGCUUGUGCGGUGGCCACCAGCCACAGAUGGGGUCUCUCUCUCUCUCUCUCGCAGUUCCUGACAGAGCUUACCAGACUCUUUCAGAAGUGCAGAACUUCGGGGAGUGUUUUCAUAACGCUGAAGAAGUAUGAUGGCCGGACAAAACCAGUCCCACGCAAAGGCCACGUAGAAAGUUUUGAACCAGCGGACAAUAAGUGUCUUCUAAGAGCAACUGAUGGAAAGAAGAAAAUUAGCACAGUGGUGAGCUCAAAGGAAGUAAAUAAAUUCCAGAUGGCAUAUUCAAAUUUGCUGAGAGCCAACAUGGACGGCUUGAAGAAAAAAGACAAGAAAAGCAAAAACAAGAAGAGUAAAGCAACACAGUGACAGAACAGCGUCCUGCCGUCACUGUAACAGACUUGACCCUUGCUCAAAGCAAAGUCCAUUUCUUUUUGAGUUACCACUUGUCUUUGGCUUUCCUUCCAGCAGGAUACUGGGAUGUGAUCAGUACUUUUGUUUAAACCAAGAGCAGGUGGUGUUUUCUGCGGGUUGUUGUACAGCUGGAGUAUUUACAGGGUUGUACGGAAAUCGCUUUGCACUCAGCUGCCAACUAGUUCUGUACUUGUGCUGCUGUUUGUUUUGCAUCAUACAAGUGGGCAGGGUAAAACCUGUUUGGGGGGGUAAUGCAGGGUGAAGAGAAAUGCACCAUAACAGGAGCAAAGUGAGACAGGAGUGGGAGUCUCACUGACAGAAUCCCAGUUUUAUAGAUAAGCCUCAGUAGUGCUAGGGGAAGUGGGUGCCAAGAUAUUAUCA
Eurypyga helias (sunbittern) is the source of this 807-nucleotide messenger RNA. It is a transcript of the gene SRP14, whose product is annotated as signal recognition particle 14kDa (homologous Alu RNA binding protein). The transcript has 4 exons. Gene Ontology annotation, cellular component: signal recognition particle, endoplasmic reticulum targeting. The record is from RefSeq and is a predicted model, not a curated record. Gene Ontology annotation, biological process: SRP-dependent cotranslational protein targeting to membrane. The coding region runs from base 1 to 381 and encodes 126 amino acids. NCBI's taxonomy places the organism in Eukaryota, Metazoa, Chordata, Aves, Eurypygiformes, Eurypygidae. Gene Ontology annotation, molecular function: endoplasmic reticulum signal sequence receptor activity; 7S RNA binding.